Molecule: messenger RNA, 7122 nt
Organism: Xyrauchen texanus (razorback sucker)
Lineage: Eukaryota; Metazoa; Chordata; Actinopteri; Cypriniformes; Catostomidae
Product: collagen alpha-1(XIV) chain-like
Exons: 48
Coding region: 156-5492 (1778 amino acids)
Cellular component (GO): interstitial matrix
Molecular function (GO): protein binding
Source: RefSeq, a predicted model, not a curated record
AGCUGUCGGACUGAAGCUAUAAAGCAAGUGAAGACUGAGGCGACACAGACUAUCACAGACUUGGACCACACUGAGAUCAAGCGGAUUUAAUUGGAUCUUUUUGAAGCGAAUGGUUUUAAAGGUGCAGAGGAGGCAUCACUCUCACGGCUGUAAGGAUGCAGGUGUCGGGAUUGAGGAUUAAGCUGUGGUGUCCGCUUAUCUCUCUGGCUCUGAUUCAGUUUUUCACCCCUGUUUCGGCUCAAGUUCCAGCCCCUCGAAGACUUCGAUUUAAAGUUCUGAGUGCAGGCAUGCUGCUUGUCUCAUGGAGGGAACCAAAAGGAGAAUAUGAUGGCUACAAAUUUAUAUAUAAUAGUGAACCAGGUGGGGAGACGAACAAGCUGCAAAAUGCAAAAGGAGAGAAUAUAGCAAUAAUAAAGGAUUUUAAUCCCAAUAAGGAGUAUACAGUCAAGGUUAUAGCUGUGAGUGGAAACCAGCACAGCAGAGCACUUCAGGGAAAAUAUUCUGAAGGCAAAGGCAGUGAUGGAGAUUCCACUCAGCCUCAAAGACUCAAAGAGCGCAGGCCUGUAGAGGAGGGCAAUGAGAUUUCAGCAGUGGAGCAGUUUGUCUGCACAAGUCACGUCAGUGCUGAUAUUGUCAUCUUGGUCGAUGGCUCUUGGAGUAUUGGAAGAAUCAAUUUUCGUCUGGUUCGCAUGUUCCUGGAAAACGUGGUCAAUGCCUUUGAUGUGGGAAUAGACAAAACCCGGAUCGGUCUGGCCCAGUACAGUGGAGAUCCGAGGAUUGAAUGGCACUUGAAUGGCUUCAGCACAAAAGAUGCAGUGUUAGAUGCUGUCAAAAAUCUGCCAUACAAGGGAGGCAACACUCUCACAGGUCUUGCUCUCACCUACAUCCUGGAGAACAGCUUCAAACCUGAGUCUGGGGCUCGUAUGGAUGUCCCCAAAAUUGGAAUCCUGAUAACUGAUGGAAAAUCCCAGGAUGACGUCAUCCCACCUGCUCAGAUCUUGAGAGAAGCUGGAGUCGAGUUGUUUGCCAUUGGUGUAAAGAACGCAGAUGAAAACGAGUUGAAGGCCAUCGCUUCUGAACCGGACGAGACACACGUUUAUAAUGUUGCUGACUUCAGUAUCAUGAGCACAAUAGUGGAAGGUCUGACCAGGACUAUGUGUGAUGGAGUGGAUCAGCAGGACAAAGAAAUAAAACAAGAUUCUUAUCCUGAAGAGACAGCAUUCCCACCUCGGGACUUGGUCAUUUCUGAAGUGACUGCACACAGUUUCCAUGUGUCCUGGACUCACGCGCCCGGCAAUGUGGAAGGAUAUCGUGUGGUUUACCAUACAACCAGAGCAGACGUGCUGGAAGAGAUUGUGGUGAGUGGCACUGAGAAUUCUGUCCUACUGCAGAAUUUGAACUCUCUGACUGAGUACGAGAUCGCUGUGUUUGCUUUAUACCGCAGCUCAGCAAGUGACGCACUCAGGGGCAACGAGAUCACAUUGGCUCUACCUACAGUGAGUGAUUUUGAACUGUACGACGUGACUGACAAUAGCAUGAAAGCUCGCUGGAGGGACGCACAAGGGGCUUCUGGAUACAUGAUACUGUACGCUCCACUGAGCACUGACAAUAUAGAUGAAAGAGAGCUGAAGGUGGAUGAGACUGUGAAUUAUGUGGAACUGAAGGGCUUGAUUCCUGAUACAGAGUACUCCGUGACGGUCUAUGCCAUGUUUGGAGAGGAGGCCAGUGAUCCAGCUACUGCUCAAGAGACCACCAUGUACCUGAGGCCUCCACAUAAUCUGCAGAUCACUGAAGUUGACCACAGCUCUGUCCGACUCAACUGGGAUGCAGUGUCCAGUAAGGUUAAGGGCUACCUUGUCCUGUAUAUCAAGACAGAUGGUGUCCAUACCAAUGAGGUGGUGUUGGGUCCAGUCACCAAUGUGUACCUUAAGAACUUGUCACCCUCAACAGAGUACACCGUGGCAGUUUUUGCUAUUUAUGAUGCUGGCCAAUCAGAGCCACUCAGUGGAGGAUUCACUACAAAGCUCGUGCCACCCCCAUUCAGCCUGAUGACUACUGAGGUCACCUCAGAUAGUCUCCAGAUGAGAUGGUCACACCCUGCCAGGGAUGUGGUGCUCUAUAAGCUGGCCUGGUCAGCAACUGGAGGAGGAGACGAGAGAGAGAUGCUGCUGAAUGGAGCUGUGGACUCGUAUGUGAUUCAAAACCUGUCUCCUCUCACAAACUAUAAGGUGUCACUAUCGGCCGUCUAUAAAGACGAGACAGAGAGCAUUGCUGUGAUCUUGUUAGAAAACACAUUGGGCUGGACCACAGCUCCAACCACCCUCGCCUUCACCACAGCAAUUGUUCGACAGGGCGUGACUAACCUGCGGGUGGAUGAUGAGACCCCCUUCAGUCUACAAGUGAGCUGGGAGGUGCUGGACUCAGAUGUGAAGCAGUACAAAGUGGCAUAUGUCAGUGCAGACCAUGCAGAGGAGACAGUGUUAGUCCCGGAAAACAGGAUGAGAGUGAUCCUGCAACCUCUCCUCUCAGAAACAGAGUACAAGAUCACAGUGACCCCUAUUUAUGCAGAUGGAGAGUCCACCUUACUAUCCAUGGCCUCUUCUGGCAAAACAUUGGCAUUAUCUGCUCCCAGUAACCUUAGAGUGUCUGAGGAGUGGUACAAUAGCUUCCGCAUCAGCUGGGACACCCCUCAAAUCACCACUUUGGGUUACAAGGUCAUUUAUCAGCCCAUCUCUGUGCCAGGUCGAGCUCUAGAGACAUUUGUAGGGGAUGAUGUGGACACCAUGCGGCUCCUCAAUCUGCUAAGUGGCACAGAGUACAGUAUCCAGGUCAUUGCAUUCUACACCAGUGGAUCCAGUCAACCCCUCACCGGCAAGGGCAGGACACUGUUCCUGGGGGUGAAUCAUCUCAACACAUACCAGGUGCACAGUACCAGCAUGUGUGCACAAUGGAAGCCUCAACACAAUGCCUCUCUCUUCAGGGUCGUCAUUGAGUCAAUGCUCAAUGGACAGAAACAGGAAGUGAAGAUUGGCGGCGGUGUAUCCAGGCAGUGCUUCUUUAAACUUUCUCCCAACACCCAGUACAAAAUCAGCGUCUUCACUCUUUUACAGGAUUUGGAGGGCCCAGCUGUCAUCACCAUGGCAACUACUUCUCCAGCACCGACCCAACCACCAACUCCACCACCUACUACAAUCCCUCCUCCUACCAUACCUCCAGCUAAAGAAGUUUGUAAAGCAGCCAAGGCAGACCUGGCUUUCCUUGUAGAUGGCUCGUGGAGUAUCGGUGAUGACAACUUUCAGAAGAUUAUCCGCUUCCUAUACAGCACAACUGGUGCGCUCGACGUGAUUGGCCCAGAGGGAACACAGGUGGCCAUUGCUCAGUUCAGUGACGAUGCCAGGACUGAGUUCAAGCUCAGCUCCUAUAGUGACAAGGAGUCUCUACUGGACGCUGUGCAGCGCAUCUCCUACAAGGGUGGAAACACCAAGACAGGCCGAGCCAUUAAGCAUGUUAAGGAGGCCAUCUUUACUGAGGAUGCUGGUGUAAGGAGGGGAAUUCCUAAAGUGCUGGUGGUGCUCACAGACGGACGGUCACAGGAUGAUGUCAAUAAGAUCUCCAAGGAGAUGCAGAUGGAGGGCUACAUAAUCUUUGCCAUUGGCUUUGCCGAUGCUGACUAUGGGGAGCUGGUGAACAUUGCCAGCAAACCUAGCGAGAGACAUGUGUUCUUUGUAGACGAUUUGGAUGCUUUCAAGAAAAUUGAAGAACAGCUCAUAACUUUUGUCUGUGAGGCUGCGACUGCCACUUGCCCCUCUGUGUUAAUGAGUGGGAACACUUUAGCCGGCUUCCGAAUGAUGGAGAUGUUUGGUUUGGUUGAAAAGCGCUACAGCAGUGUGCAAGGUGUCUCAAUGGAGCCUGGAACCUUCAACAGCUUCCCCUGUUACAGGCUACACAAGGACGCAUUCAUCUCCCAGCCUACCAGGUAUCUACAUCCUGAAGGCCUUCCAUCUGACUACACGAUAACGGUGCUCUUCCGCAUACUGCCUGAAACUCCUCAGGAGCCUUUUGCAUUGUGGGAAAUACUUGACAAAAACAAUCAGCCACUGAUUGGCAUUAUCCUGGACAAUGGAGGGAAAACAUUAACCUUCUUCAGUCACGACUACAAGGGAGAUUUUCAAACGGUGGCUUUUGAAGAAACCGAAAUUAAAAAAAUGUUCUAUGGCAGUUUCCAUAAGCUUCAUGUGGCCAUCAGCAAAACCACAGCCAAAGUGGUGAUCGACUGCAAAACAGUGGGAGAGAAACCCAUCAAUGCCGCAGGGAACAUCACCAUUGAUGGAGUCGUGGUUCUGGGACGUAUGGUCCGCUCUAGUGGAAGGAAGGACAACUCAGCACCGUUUCAGCUCCAAAUGUUUGACAUAGUCUGCAGUACAUCAUGGGCCAGUCGUGAUAAGUGCUGUGAACUCCCAGGAUUGAGAGAAGAACAGGACUGUCCUGCCAUGCCCCAUGCCUGCACCUGUGCUCAGGAAAGCAAAGGACCACCCGGACCUUCUGGACCACCAGGUGGUCCAGGUAUUAGAGGUUCAAGAGGAGAUCGAGGGGAGCCAGGCUUGAUGGGGCGUCAAGGGCUACCUGGUGAGAUUGGACCUUCAGGACCACAGGGGCCACCAGGUCCUCAGGGGCCAAAUGGACUGUCCAUUCAGGGGCCACCGGGGGCACUAGGAGAGAAAGGAGAGAAGGGUGAAACCGGUCUGCCAGGCCCUCAGGGUGUACCAGGUGCCAGUGGAGGGCCUGGCAGAGAAGGACCUCCAGGACAGAGAGGGCUGCCUGGUAAAGAUGGACCCCAGGGACGAGUAGGUCCUCCAGGACCCAUGGGAAGCCCUGGGGCACCUGGGGCCCCAGGAUCAAGUGGACCACCAGGACCAAUGGGUGAUCAGGGACUGCCCGGGCCUCUUGGCACUAAAGGCGAGCGGGGGGAGAGGGGUGACAUGCAGUCUCAGGCGGUUGUCCGUGCCAUAGCACGACAAGUUUGCGAGCAGCUAAUUCAGAGUCAUAUGUCUCACUACAACUCCAUCCUGAACCAGAUUCCUAGUCAGACUGUUUCAGUACGGACAGUACCAGGUCCUCCAGGUGAGCCUGGUCGGCCGGGGCCUCCGGGGCCACAAGGAGAGCAGGGUCCAUCUGGCAGACCAGGAUUCCCUGGAGCCAGUGGACAAAACAGCCGUCAAGGAGAGAGAGGUCUACCGGGAGAAAGAGGCGAGAAAGGCAGCCCAGGGGUAGGGACACAGGGCCCCCGCGGUCCCCCAGGACCCCAAGGGCCUCCAGGAGAAGGUCGAACAGGCAGUCAGGGCCCUCCAGGGAGACCUGGCAUUCUGGGCACCCCUGGACAUCCAGGUACCCCUGGUAACCCUGGCCCUGCAGGUCCCCCUGGCUACUGCGACCAGAACUCCUGCCUCGGGUACAACGGUGGAGGUCCAGAGCAGUAUGGGAAUGACUACUGAGAAACAUUCUCUAAGAGCUAACUGCUCUUCCCAUCGCUCCCCUUCUAUAUCCCACCCUCCUUCCAUGGGAUGAAACCAAAGACUUUAUCUGGGGAAUUUUUUUCCCCAAAUCACCAGAACUCCAAGAUCUCCUCCUGCAAUCCCUUCUGGUUCCCCAACCCUGUCCCCAAUGUCACCACCAUUACAAAGCCAUUCCCUUUUUAACCCCUCUGAACAUCAUACAAGCAUCAGUUUCAGUCUGCUUGACCACUGUGAUGCUCAUGUAGAUCUUAUUUGGUCUUGACCUGACACAUUCUGAGGUUGUAGAGUAAAAUGUGUCAUAUUUUACUGUACAACAUUUUCUGACACUACCUUUCUUAAAAUUUGAGUUCUUUAAAACCUGCAUCUGAAUUCCCAUACUUCCAGAGUAUGUUCUGAAUUGAAUUAAGUACCUGAAUAAACUACCUAUAGCACUUUUGCUUCAAAACAGAAUCACUUGGCUCACAAUUCUACACCUUAUUUAAUGCAACUUUUCAAAUCUGCUACAUAUUCAGACAUACUCAUUUGGCACUUUUUGCAAACUAUAUGGUAUGGAAGUAUGCAUAUUUGGAUGUGGGACAUUUCUAAACUAAGCUAAUUGCUGGAAAGUUUCAAAGUCUGCUCAAAUCUCUUCUUCCUGUCUGUUCUGACAUUAUGCCUUUAUCUCUUUGCUACUUCCUUCUCUUGCUAACUCAACGCCUGCUCACUUGGUGGUGGUGACUGAAAAAGAUGACAACCAAUCUAAUUCCCCCAUGUUCCCAUAGUACAACAGUUACCCUCAGGCCCCUACCAAAACUACGGCCCUGCCACAAACUAUAACAACAACGAGGAGGAUGAGGAGGACCCUUAUGAUGGCUACCCUCCUCUGUACUACCAACCCAGCAACCAUGACCCCCAUGCCUUCAGGCCUGGCCCCGUCCACCCUGGUGACAUGCCAGGGAUGAGGUCACCUGGCAUGCAUCGCUUCUCUCGUAGCACGACUGAAGAGGGGAGCGUUGAUGAGUCGGGAGCGUAGGUGAAGGCCUAACAGCUUGGGUGACCAGCCCCAGCAAACCGACCAUUCACACACUUUUCAUCAGAAUAUCCUGCAGGAUAGGAUUGAGGGAACUCUGAAAAGUGCCUGCUAUAUGGAUCCUUACGGGGAGUGGGUGGGUAUUGUAUGGAGAAGAUUGGAAAAUGAAACUGUGCCGAUAUCCAUUCAGUGACUUUUCUGCCAUUUGUGAGUUUGCAUGUGCCAAAUAAGACAACAAACAAGUUUAAACAAAGCAGUGGUUUGAGUUAUGUGUAGUCCAUAUCUUUUGUAAAUGAUAAUGGGGGAUAUCUGUAGUUUUUGUCAUUUUUAAAGGAUAGUUUACCAAAAAAUUUGAAUUGUCGUAAUUUGUUCACCCUCGUGCCCAGUAUUAUUUUCUUCCAUUAAACACAAAAUAAGAUCUUGCGCAUAAUGUCUGAGUAGCUCUUUUCCAGACAACAAAAGUGGAUAGUGAUUCUAAAUACAUAUCUUAUGGAGUUAUUGAUGCACUGUGAAUGAUGCCGAAUCGGUUGAAACGAAUGUGAAACUGAAUCAGUCUCCCUACAUUCUCAAACUACUUACACUGGCAGCCAAAAGUUUGGA